Gorilla gorilla gorilla (western lowland gorilla) is the source of this 2514-nucleotide messenger RNA. It is a transcript of the gene BTBD10, whose product is annotated as BTB domain containing 10. Gene Ontology annotation, cellular component: cytoplasm. The transcript is spliced from 8 exons. Bases 249 to 1700 code for a protein of 483 amino acids. Gene Ontology annotation, molecular function: protein binding. NCBI's taxonomy places the organism in Eukaryota, Metazoa, Chordata, Mammalia, Primates, Hominidae. Gene Ontology annotation, biological process: positive regulation of phosphorylation. The record is from RefSeq and is a predicted model, not a curated record.
CGUCAGUGCUGCACAACCCACGGCUGAGUCAGUGUCUGUGAGAAAAUAAACUGAAUUAAUAUGUAGAGGGGGUUGUAUCUCUGAAUAUUUAAAGCCUAAAUAUUGCAACAGCAUUAUUACACAGUAGAGGGAGGAAGCUAAAGGAAGUCUAUGGACAGGUGAGGUAGGGGGAGACUGGGGAAUUUUCUGAUUGUUCAGAGGAAUCUUGAAGAUGAUGGAAAUAUCAGAUGUGCUAAAGUUUCCUAGUAAUGCCCAAGGAUGCUGACCUGGCUUUCAGUGCUUCAUUGUUUGAAAGAGCAGAGUCCCUUUAUACUCUGAUUUCAAAAUUUUUUUCUUGUUUUUGUGUGUCUGCCUUGGCAUAUACUAAAGGAAGUACUUCCUCGCGUAUUGCUAAAGGAGGAGUUGACCACACCAAAAUGAGUCUACAUGGUGCUAGUGGGGGACAUGAGAGAUCAAGAGAUAGACGAAGGUCAAGUGACAGAUCACGAGAUUCAUCUCAUGAAAGAACAGAGUCUCAACUCACUCCUUGUAUUAGAAAUGUGACUUCUCCAACACGACAGCACCAUGUUGAACGAGAAAAAGAUCACAGUUCCUCUCGUCCAAGCAGUCCGCGUCCUCAAAAAGCAUCCCCAAAUGGUUCCAUUAGCAGUGCUGGGAACAGCAGCAGAAACAGUAGUCAGUCAAGUUCAGAUGGUAGCUGUAAGACAGCUGGGGAGAUGGUGUUUGUAUAUGAAAAUGCAAAAGAAGGAGCUCGGAAUAUAAGAACGUCAGAACGAGUGACACUAAUAGUGGAUAACACUAGAUUUGUUGUAGACCCAUCCAUUUUUACUGCACAGCCAAAUACAAUGUUGGGCAGGAUGUUUGGAUCUGGCCGAGAACAUAACUUUACACGACCCAAUGAGAAAGGAGAGUAUGAGGUGGCAGAGGGAAUUGGUUCCACUGUGUUUCGAGCUAUUCUGGAUUACUAUAAAACAGGAAUAAUCCGUUGUCCUGAUGGCAUAUCUAUUCCUGAACUGAGAGAAGCAUGUGACUAUCUUUGUAUCUCUUUUGAAUAUAGCACUAUUAAAUGUAGAGAUCUCAGUGCCCUAAUGCAUGAGUUAUCAAAUGAUGGUGCUCGUAGACAAUUUGAAUUUUAUCUGGAAGAAAUGAUCCUCCCUCUCAUGGUAGCUAGUGCCCAGAGUGGGGAACGGGAAUGUCAUAUAGUGGUGCUUACAGAUGAUGAUGUGGUUGAUUGGGAUGAAGAAUAUCCACCACAGAUGGGAGAAGAAUAUUCACAAAUUAUUUAUAGCACAAAAUUAUAUAGAUUUUUCAAGUAUAUUGAAAACAGAGAUGUGGCCAAGUCAGUUUUGAAGGAGAGGGGUCUUAAGAAGAUUAGAUUGGGAAUAGAAGGUUAUCCUACAUACAAAGAAAAAGUAAAGAAAAGGCCUGGAGGCCGCCCAGAAGUGAUCUACAACUAUGUCCAAAGACCCUUUAUUCGAAUGUCCUGGGAGAAGGAAGAAGGAAAGAGUCGGCAUGUAGACUUUCAGUGUGUAAAGAGUAAAUCUAUCACCAAUCUUGCAGCAGCUGCAGCAGACAUUCCCCAGGACCAGCUGGUAGUCAUGCACCCAACUCCACAAGUGGAUGAGCUGGAUAUUCUCCCUAUCCAUCCCCCUUCUGGCAACAGUGACCUCGAUCCUGAUGCACAGAAUCCAAUGCUGUGAUGCUGAUUUUCCUUGAAACCAUAGCAUGCUACUCUUCACAGUGACGUUGUACUCUCCUCAUUCUGCACUGCAAGGCCACUCUUCUUCAUUGUGAGAUGCACAUAACAAUGUUUAGGAUAUUGCAGUGUAGGCUUUUUUAAAGACCAAAGGUAGCUGAAUGGUUUUUUUUUUUAAAUGAGUACAACUCUAGCAUUUUGAAGUUCCAGUUAUAUAAAUGUAUUUGUUUACCAGUAGGUUUGUGAAAUUGGUUCUUUGUAUGGGGGAUGGUCCUUUUUCACACAGCUUAGGUCUUUUCAGAAGUGGUGGAAAUUGGCAGCUGGGGUACUUUCAGUUUGGACUGAUAUUCAUCACACCUCAGAUAAAAUGCAGAGUAAUAUAUAGUUGCACUUUAUAAAUGGUGGUUAAAUGGAAAUGUUCAAGCCAUUUUAUAGUUGUGAUGCACAAUAUAAUUUAAGUGCUUCUGUCAAAGUAUUCCUCCAGUAAAAUUUGUAUAGUUUGCUGCCCUUGAUGAGCAAAAAGUAUUUAUCUUGGGCUUAUCUGAAUUAUCAGGAUGAGAUUUAAUGCCCAUAUCUUACCAGUUCAGUUAUCUCCAGGGCCGUUUCACCCUUUAGAGUGAGUCACAUGCAGGGAGUGUGAAUGUCAGAGGUGGUUUAAUAUCCAGUCUGCCUUACCCUUAAUCUGUUCACAGAUAUUUAUUUACUAAUGCUUUUUUUUUCUUAAGAGUUAUGGGAUAGGAAAAUGAAGUGUUUGCUCUUCAUUUACUAAAUGAUUGUAAACUUGAGUUUUUCAUCAAAAUAAAAUUCCAUUGUUUUAA